Molecule: messenger RNA, 4783 nt
Organism: Exaiptasia diaphana
Lineage: Eukaryota; Metazoa; Cnidaria; Anthozoa; Actiniaria; Aiptasiidae
Product: cellular tumor antigen p53
Exons: 12
Coding region: 1338-2600 (420 amino acids)
Biological process (GO): regulation of transcription by RNA polymerase II; apoptotic process
Cellular component (GO): nucleus
Molecular function (GO): DNA-binding transcription factor activity, RNA polymerase II-specific; RNA polymerase II cis-regulatory region sequence-specific DNA binding
Source: RefSeq, a predicted model, not a curated record
GUCUAUCUAUAUAUAUAAUAUAAGACCAUGUCGCCCACACCCCAUCCCCCACCCCAAUUCUACCCUACAUGUCAUAGUGUGAAAUCUGCGAAUUUUUGAAAUUUAAUCACUAAUUUCCUUGUUAAAUACAUCAUCUGUAGAAAGAUUCCACAAUGAAUACUACAUGAAGGGGUCAUAGGGUGCCCAUGAAUCCCUUUCAUUUAAAUUAAAAAAUUGAAACCAUAGAAAUCUGACUGUUGAUAAAGUAUGAAGAUUCAUUUCAAGACUUAAAUUGAUCCGUAAAGAAAAGUUUUUUUGUUUUCGUUCCUCAAUGAUUGCUUUAAAACAUCACAGAAUGAUGACCUCAUAAAGAUGUCAUGUAACGUCAUAGUGAGAGAUUCGUGUGAAAGGACCCCCAAUGACGAUACGCCCCUGGUCAAGCUACACCUCGGCAACGCUUCUCGCCAGCUCGUUCUAGAUACAUCGUGGAGACGCUCUAAAUGUCGAGCUGGCAUAUUUGUUCUUCAUUUUUGCACACAUAUUAAACAUGUUUUACGUAACUCAAUCGUCACAAAUGACAUGAGGUGGCCACAUGCUUUAAUUUAUAGUCACGGUAUCUUUUAGCAACUAAUGCUGUAGUACCGACCGACACUGCUGUAGGCGAGCAUGCAAGCGUCUAUGAGUUUGCAGUUUCAGCGAUCAUGUAGAAAUACAAAAAAAAAAAAAAACAAAAAAGAAAGAAAGGAAAAGAAAAGAAAAAAAAAAAAGAAAAGAAAGAAUACAUGUGUUAAUUUCGAAAGGAUGAUGCAAAACCAGCAAGCAUUGAUUAAACAUCUUUGGAAUGCCACUGCAUCGCUUCAUCCCGUAUUUCAAACCAGAUUUAAGCUUCACGGGUUUCAAGUACCGAAACUGAAAAAAGAAUAAUAGUUCUCGGAAUUCUUGCUUAUCAAUCGAAAAAUGUGCUGAAACGACAGUUUUGCUAUCAGAGUUGGCUACUUCCGCAAAAUUGCUCUCUCAACAGCGCUUUCAAUUGCUCACUUUAAUUUAGCGAAUUCUCGAGAAGUACUGUAAAAUAAAUCCUCCCGUACAGUGCUAUGUACAGUUUGGAGUAACAUGAAUCUGAACCACGAUGUUUCCGUAUCUCGUGGGCUUCCUGUGCAUUAUUGAAGCAAUCGUUUCUGAUUGGCUGAGAGAGCAAUGUGUUAGUUAACUCCAUCCGAUAAGGCAUUCGUACGUGUGUAUUUAUUUGAAGAAGAGGUAGUUAGUAAUUUCACAGCCGUUCGGACGAAGACGAACUCUGCUUAGCUUUGUGAAGGAGUUCUGACCGAGUUCUUGGAAAAGUCGCGGGGAAAUAGGCGAUGGCUGAUGACAACGACUCGAACAUUGAACCUACGAUUGGCAUCGGCGAAAAACAUUACAAAACUAUUUUAGAAGACGUCAGAGGCACUACAAGAAGUUCCUGUUUUUUCAACGUUGGUGGUGAAGAAACAGAUUUUAAUCCAGAAAUUCGAAGUAUGUUCCCAGGUUACCCGAUUCCAUAUGGAAGUCAUGGUGACUUUCCUCCACAAACUACAGGUCCACCAGCAUACCCACAGAAUAUUCAAGGACCCAUGUACACUAAUGUGAACACUGCUGGGCGUCGGACACCAGUGUCUCCUGUAUCAAACCAGUCUGAUAUGCACUAUGAUAAUAAAAGUGAUCUCUCGCCUGGCCAUUCGCCCUACAACUCCCAUCUACCCACAAUUCCUAGCACUACUGAAUACCCAGGUGAGAUGGGCUUUGCAAUCUCUUUUGGCCCAGCAACUGAGUCAGCAUCUAAGUCAGCAACCUGGACAUACUCAGAGAGCUGCAAGAAGCUUUACGUAAAUCUUGCAAGUUUUUGUCCUAUCAAGUUCAAAACAGACUUAGGGCCACCACUUGGCUGUUACUUGAGGGCUGUAGCUGUGUUCAAGGGUUCAACUAACUUGCAUGACAUUGUCAAGAGAUGCCCUAACCACAGCCAGACAUCUGGUGAUAGUAGUGACAACAACCUUCACUUCAUCCGAAGCAACAACCCAGCAGCACAUUACCACACAUGUCCUGAGUCAGGUCGCCACUCUGUGGUCAUUCCAUAUCACGGCCCUCAAGUUGGAACAGAGUAUGUCACAGAGAUGUUUGCCUUCAUGUGUUUCUCUAGUUGUCCUUCUGGUCCAAGCAGAAGACCUGUGGAAAUCAUAUUUACUUUAGAGAAAGAUGGUAUCACACUUGGCCGCCGUGUAGUGGAAAUCAGAGUUUGUGCAUGCCCAGGGCGUGACCGGAAGUCAAACGAAAGUUUAUCAGGGGUAUCAUCAACUUCUGCCUCAUCAAAGAGAAAAAAAGGGCAGGGAAAGUCUUCCAAGAAGCAAAGGGCAACAUCCAGUGGAGAUGAAGGUGACAAGGAAUGGACGAUCACGGGAAAGGAUAUCCGUGUUUAUAACCUUUUGAUGACGAUGAAAGAACAGCUCGAGAGCCAGUUCAUGGAGGAAACACCUAUACACCACUCGGAAGAUGAAGACCCCGUGUUUGGUCCCAGUACCUCUACGUCUACUGCUACGUCGUAUCCAAACCUGCGAUACAAAAGAGUGGGACAUUCUUCCAUGUAGAAUAUUAAAGCACCCAAAGCCAGUACAACGCUAUAAAACAGCUGGUAGGAAAUAUUCGCUCUGUGAGGUGGGCACAUGAAACUAGCUUGGAGCUGGUUUGUCUACGCAUUGAUUCUACAAUGCUCUGCUAGGCUUCAGUGUUGUCAGCUGAAAUGCAUUGAUUCUCCAAUGCCCACAUUUGCUUGCCAAAUUAUCGCUGCAUUGAUUGUACAGUGCAUGGCAAAUGAAUUAGAAAAUGCGCAUUGUGUGCGCUAAUUUUGGUGUACUGUUUUAAAGCGCACCUUUGGCGUAAUUUUAAGGCGCUGUCAAACGCUGUAGAAAGCUUGAUUAAAAGCGUUAAUUGCAGCUUAUUUAAAUCAUGGCCGACUUCUCAGUUGAUCGAACAUUCGAAUAGCGAUGGAUUAGGAAACUGAAUCUUUGAUUCUGCAGAGGAUCAGUCAAAAUAAUAAGAAUAUACAUUUCGAAUACUUGAUCUUUGGAGAAGAAGGCAUGAUGAAUUGAAUGGAGACGUGAUCUGCUUGCCUAUAGAUAGUUGUUUUGAGCAGUCAAUGCAUCGCUCAGCACUUAACAUCACGCUGAUAGGCACUAAGAAUCAAAUUACUUAAUAUGAUUGCAGUAGUUUUCUUGGAGUUGCUUUGCUCUUUUGCAGUUCUGUCAGAGUGUUCACGAUCAUUAGGAUUGCAUUCAAAGGUGUAACAGCAGAGUCGCUAACUUAGGAUCCAGUUAAAUAAUCUUAGGAUCAAGUCAUUCAGUUCUGGAGGAGUUUUUGGUGAGCACUUCAAAUAUGGCUGCAAAAGAGUCAAGUCACGUAAAUGACGUAAAACGCUUAAAACGCGAUCAAAAUUAGGGUAAACUAGGUCAUUGAAGGGGGUCCAUUUCUACUGGGCCCAUCCUGUCACUGUUCGUGUUUAUUGUACUUGUCUUUGGUUGUACAAGGCUUCUAAAAGCAUUCGUUUUUGCAAUGCCACUUUGCUGCGUACUUUGGUUGAACAAAGCAAACGCAUGUUAUUCGCUCUACACUGAUUGUAACACCGCUUUGGUUUUGCAGAGCUUCAGUUACAGCUUUUUAAUUAGUUUUGUUCUUAUCCAGGAAUACGUGGUAUACACCCUAGGCUAGGCGAAUAUAUCUUCAAAAGUUUUAUCACCAUUUUACUAUACUAAUAACUUCAUCUGUCUAAUGUAUAUUCGAUGGGUAAAAAUCUCGGAGUCCACGUCUAUUUCUGCAUGGGAACAGAACGAUAUAUAUUUUUUUUAAAUUCGCUUUUGAAUUUAUUAGCACUUUAUCGCCGCGGGGACAGACAGCGAACUCUAAAGUUCGUAGUCUAUGUCAGCACGGUGAGCGAAAUCCACCUAUUCACAGGUGAACAAUCGGAUGUUUUCUUUUUAAGUUAUGAUUACCUUUUUUGAUUUUUCGAAUUGUUGUUUAUUUAUCUAUUAUGUCAUAUUACGGUAGUUUGCAGCUUAUAAAUCCUUUUGUCAUAGAUCGUUUGCCAAAAUGGGCGCCGCUGAUUAGCAAAAUUUUACUUUUCAAUGUAAACGACAAAAUGAACAAUGAAAUAUAUACUUAUGAGGAAAACGUGAAACUUGAUAUACAUUUCUCUGUAAAUGUUUCCGUUUUGAGAAACUCAUAUCUCUGCUGGUUUUUAUUGUAACUUACUAGGAUUUUAUGCAGCUUCUAAGAGAAGUAUACUCUUAAGUAUUUAAGGGGUCAUUUUGGUGUUCGAGUGCAAAACAAUUUAUGCUAAUGAGCAGCGGCUAUUUUGUCAAGCGGUUUAUUGAUUUCUACCAUAACGAAUGAGUUUCAAGAGUUAGCAAAAGGAAUUUAUUUAGUCCCUAUUUACAGCAUUUUCCAUUGUUUUGCAACUGAUAAUGUAAUUUGUUUGGAGGGUUUGUCUCUGUCCUUUUUCUGUUUUUUUUUUUUUUUUUGCUCUUUGUUUACCUCAGUAGGACUAUAAGACCUAUAAGCUGUGAACUAUUACCGUAUUUUUUGAGGGAGAGUCGCGGAAAACGAAUCAAAAUGAUAAGACUUCCUUUUUGUUUAAGUUUGUUGGCAUAGAUCGUAGCUCUUUCCUUCUAUUUGGUUUUCUAUCGUAGGCUCGCUGUUAAGUUGUUGACACUCGUCUGCUGUUUUAUAUUGUGUUAGUGUAUUAUGAGCGAGCAUACAAUAUGAAAUUACGUCGUAA